Molecule: messenger RNA, 2377 nt
Organism: Vitrella brassicaformis
Lineage: Eukaryota; Vitrellaceae
Source: the annotation of a GenBank genome assembly
GGGCAUCUACACAGCCGACACAUGGGAGUGAUUAGAACACGGAGCGCGACGGACAGACAGACAGACAGACAGAUAGCUGCAGACAGAAGGUGGACAUAGAAUACAUCUGCACACGCGCGCCAUGAUGGAUGGAUGGACUUAAUCAUAGCUGCAGGUUAAAGGUCUCCUGACAAUGAAAACCCAGCGACUGCAACGUGGCCUCCGACACAUCCCCAACACCCUGCACAUCCACACACCCGCACACACACAUACACACACAGGUGGGAUCUGUUACCCCCUUGCCCACCGCAGCACUCGCUCACAUGUGUGCGUGGGUAUGCGACGAUGCGGCCUCCCGCCUCGCGCGUGUAGCGCUUCGGCAUAGACAAACUGACAGACAGACAGAAGGAGAGUCAGGUAUGUGACUGGCACAUGCAUCACACAGAGUACUGUAUGUGUCUGCAACCGUUCGUUCUCUCAUCAGGUCGCCCACCCCGCAAAUGAGACAACGAGCGACCAGGUGCCCCUCAUGCUGAGCCUGGGUACGAUGCCGCUCAGGUCCUCCCUCUCUAGCCAGUGAAACACACCCUGUCGGUCAGCCACCACACAUGGGACAAACACACACGCAGCAAAGGAAUCACUCCAUCCAUCCAUCCAGAUGUGCAUGAGUGCAUUCGUACUUUGAUGGUGUGUGAGGGCGCGAACUUGCGAGUGAUGCGGGCGCCCGAAGGGAGACGAAUCUGCCAUUACAUAUAUUGAGGUCAGUUGGGAGGGAGUUUCUCUCUCUCCUGCCCACCGACCCCACCCACUCUCCUCCCAUCACCUGUACAGCACACGUGGGGCCAGACGUGGGCUCCUCAGGAGGCGGGAGGAGCGCCUGCACACACACACAGAAACACAGACAGACACAGACGCACUCACCGAGUACCUGUGCUGUGCAGGUACGACACACCCAUUAUGGAUGGACCCACACAAACACAAACAUUACCUGCUGGUGGGUCUCCAGCGACAGUCGCAGCGCCUCAGCCAGCUCAGGAUCCACGCACACAGACCGCUUGCACAGGUCGUCAAGGUUUCGCGCGUCGGCAACGGCGGGGGGCGGACAGCUAGAGUGUGGUUCAACGCUGUCGUUGUUGAACAGGCAGUAGGCCUUGCGACUCGUGCUGCCUUCCGUGAACUCCUGCAUGCGACGCGCCACCUCCUGCAGCUGGCUCGAAUCGUAGCUGCCGAAACACCGACCCCGGGCACCAUGCAGCCGGAAAUACAGCCCCCACGAGCAGCACGAGUCAACGCUCGCUGGCGGGUGCCAACCUGACGCACAAGACCAUGACCGACAGACAGACAAGGAUCCUCCUGCAUGGCUGCAUGCCAUGCGUGGCUGGCUGAUGGAUGACCAAUCCCGCCUCACCGCUGUCCAUCUGGGCGGCCCACAUCUUUCCAUUGCUUUUCAUUUCGUUGAUGAGGUGGGUGCGCGCGAGGCACCAGUCGUUGGCCCUCAGCACAUCAUACACCUCCUUGGUGUACCACGACGGAUGCCGGAACUCGAAGGCAAAACGACCUUGACUGCCAGAAACACACAGAGCAUAGUGAAUGGUGUUGUUCACUAAGGCACUCAGUCACUCACUGACCGUUAGAGGGCAGAACGGUCGACAGAUCCUUGAGGCGCUGGAUGUUGCGCCGGAAUGAGGGCGGGCACACGAAGAGAACAGGGCCGAGAUGGUCAUCGAGGAGCAAGCAGCCGCCCCAGAAUGUCUUCCACUGCUCCUUGAAGCCGUCAUCCACCAGCAGCUGCUUCUCGUCGGUGAAGUACUUGUUGGCCUUGAUGGCGUACGUGAAGGACGGCCGAGGAGCUUGUGCCUGAGGUGGCCGCGAAUGAAUGAGCGGAUGGCAUGAAGGGCACUGACUGCCGGGUCACCGACCUUCCAGCCGCGCCACGUCUGCUCGGGCGCAAUCACGUAGUAAGUGGCGUUGAUCUCCACACAGUCAAACUCGCUAGAAAACCUACAGGCCACACAAAGCCACAAACACGCACAGACAGAAAUCACGCCACACACAGCGCUUCGUCGUCUGCGCUUCACAUCCAGUGGCUUCACAUGGAUGCGUACCAUUCGAACUGUUUCUUGGACUUUGCUUUGAGGUCCGUGGGAUAGUACGGGCCGCACCAGUAGUUAUAGUAGUACCCGCUCGUGCCUAUGCGGAUCUGCGGCGACCCGAAAUGCGUGCCUCUCGAUGAUGAGGCAUCUACGCGAGGGGACUUGUGAGAUGAUGACGCUGAUCCAGAUGGCUCCGAAAGCGCCCGCUUGGAUGCCAUCUUGAGAUCGGGCGGUUUCAGCCCGGGCGAAACCCCAUCUCAGGGCAUGGCGGCGACGAUGGAUUGAUUGGUUGCUUUCUGCCUUCG